Messenger RNA from Myripristis murdjan (pinecone soldierfish), 3999 nucleotides. It is a transcript of the gene card11, whose product is annotated as caspase recruitment domain family, member 11. Gene Ontology annotation, molecular function: CARD domain binding. Gene Ontology annotation, cellular component: cytoplasm. The transcript has 25 exons. The record is from RefSeq and is a predicted model, not a curated record. Lineage: Eukaryota; Metazoa; Chordata; Actinopteri; Holocentriformes; Holocentridae. Gene Ontology annotation, biological process: regulation of apoptotic process. The coding region runs from base 261 to 3779 and encodes 1172 amino acids.
CUCUCUCUCUCUGUGUAUGUGAGUUGGAUUGAGUUGGGGCCACAGCUCGCAUGCACACUUCAUCUUUUAAAUGAAAGUUUUUUUUCCUCUUUUGGAUCAUGGAGACAACUUGACCCUGUGCGUGUUUCAGACAAACAAUCGGCUUCUUUGGAUCAUUAAACGCAAACAAACACGCAAACAAGCGGACCAGCGCAGCUCGGCCCGAGCCCGGCUCACCCCCGACUCGUCAGAAUAAGCAGCCGCAUCUCAGGGCCCAAGAGAUGGAGACCAACGGCGUAGGAACAUCUGGGAUCUCCGAUGAUGAGGCAAUGUGGGAAAAGGUUGAGUGCAAACGCUACGAACUGAGCCGCUCCAUCUCCCCGGCCAAGCUCACCCCCUACCUCCGCCAGUGUAAAGUCCUGGACGAACAGGAUGAGGAUGAGAUCCUCAACUCCAUGUUGCUGGUGUCUAAAGUCAACCGCACAGGCCGUCUCCUCGAUAUCCUCCACACUAAAGGAGAGCGGGGCUAUGUGGCUUUUCUGGAGAGUCUGGAGUUCUACUACCCCGACCUGUACAAGCUGGUCACUGGGAAUGAACCCACACGCUGCUUCUCCACCAUCGUAGUCGAGGAGGGUCAUGAGGGUCUGACCCAGUUCCUGAUGAACGAGGUGAUGAAGCUGCAGCAGCAGGCCAAAGCCAAAACCCUCCAGCAGGCCGAGCUCAACAUGAAGAACUGCACUCUGGAGGACGAGCACAAGAAGCUACGGCUGGCCAACCAGGAGCUGCAAGCCUUCCAGCAGAGUAAAACAAUAUGGUACAAUAAGAUGAGAGAGGAGAGGAACAGCUACAGUGACGAGCUGCUGAGAGUGAAAGAUGAGAACUAUAAACUGGCCUUGAGGUAUGCCACGCUCAGCGAAGAGAAGAACAUGGCCGUGAUGAGGAGCAGAGACCUGCAGCUCGAGAUUGACCAGCUGAAACACAGGCUGAACAAGGUGGAAGAGGAGUGUAAGAUGGAGAGGAGGCAGAGCCUGAAGCUGAAGAACGACAUCGAGAACCGGCCCAAGAAAGAGCAGAUCUUCGAGCUGGAGCGAGAGAACGAGAUGCUCAAGAUCAAACUGCAGGAGCUGCAGUCCAUCAUACAGCCUGGCCCCCUGCCUGCAUCAGACAAGGCCAUCCUGGACAUUUUGGAGCAUGACAGACAGGAGGCGCUAGAGGACAGACAAGACCUGGUCAACCGCCUCUACAACCUCCACGAAGAAGUUAGACAGGCAGAGGAGCUGCGAGACAAGUACCUGGAGGAGAAGGAGGACCUGGAGCUGAAGUGCUCCACACUGCAGAAAGACUGCGAGAUGUAUCGCAAUCGUAUGAACACCAUCACAAACCAACUGGAAGAGGUGGAGAAGGAGAGGGACCAGGCGUUUCGAGCCAGAGACGAUGCCCAGCACCACUUCUCUCAGAGCCUCGUGGACAAGGACAAAUAUCGCAAGCAGAUCAGAGAGCUGGAGGAGAGGAGCGACGAGCUCCACAUUGAAAUUGUCCGGAAGGAAGCCAAGCUGGUCACCCUGGAGUCACGCCUACGACGGGUGUCCAAAGACGUCGCUCUGGACCAGAGCCUGCCAAGGGACCUGCCCCCGACCAUCAUCUCUCAGGGGGAGGAGUUUAAACCCGUCCAGGGCCAAUCAGAAUGCUCCAGCGAUGAGUCGCCCGAGGAGAAGUUCUUCCCUGAGGAGCCUCGCCUCAGACGUAGACCCAACCUGAAGGCAGCAGGGAUUAGAGUCAAGUCUCCAGUCUCUGCACCGAAGGUUCUGGACCUUCCAGUCAACUCAGAUGCUGCUCCACCUGCAGCUCUGACAGUCAAUGGAGGCGAUUCUCUGGAGGUUCACAUGUCCAACUCACACAGCACCAGCGCUUUCCCUACCUCCCCCGUCAUUCCCAUGUCCCCCACCUACCCGUUCUCUGCAGCUCCCCCUCUCUGCCCCUCGCCCUCCCCUCUUCCUGUCACUGUGGUGGAGCUGACCAACCGGGCCAUGCUGCGUUGCCGUAAUGACAGCAUCCUGUCCACUCUGCCCGAGCCGCCAGAGCAGGCAUCGCUGUACCGCCGGCAGAGGGAGAGGGAACAUGACUUCCCCCUCCGCAGCCUGUCUGACUUUGAUAGUGAUAACAUGGAAAUGGAGUUUGAGGAUGAGGUGCAGCGUGGCCCUCCCUCUGUCCACUCGUCUUCAUCGUCCCAUCAGUCAGAAGGGAUGGACUCUUACGACCUGGAGCAAGUCAACAAUAUCUUCAGGAAGCUCUCUCUGGAGAGGCCGUUUCGUCCGUCUCUCUCGUCCUUCACGAGGGUCAGCUCCACCCUGAAGCCUGUGCAGGAGCUCUCGCUGCAGGGCGAAAACCUGCUGAGGGACGUCACUCUGGUCGGCGGCAAUGACAGCGGGAUUUUCGUCUCAUCUGUCCAAUCGGGCUCCAACGCUGAGAAGGCGGGGCUACGAGAAGGACACCACCUGCUAUUGGUUGAGGGGUCAAUACGUGGGGAGAGGCAAAGCAUUUCAUUGGAUACCAGCACUCAGGAAGAAGCCCACUGGACACUGCAGCACUGCACUGGACCGCUCCAGCUGCACUAUCGAGCCAACUACGAUUCCUACCACCGUCUCCAGAAUGACAUGGCAGACGGCAAGGUGGCCUCCGGCGACUCGUUCUACAUCCGGGUCAACCUCAACAUCUCGGGCCAUUCGGACAGCUGCUCUCUGAGCUUGCUCUGUGACGAGGUGGUGCACGUCCUGGACACCAGGCACCAGGGCCGCUGUGAGUGGCUGUGCGCCCGCGUCGACCCUUUCACCGGCUCUGACCUGGCUGACUGCGGCACCAUACCCAGCUACUCUCGGGCCCAGCAGCUGCUCUUGGUGAAGAUUCAGAAGUUAGUGUGUCGAGGAGGGAAAGAGGAGAGCGACAGCCUGCGGAACAUCAGGAACUCCUUGCAACCAGAGGAGGCCGGCCACUCCCCUGAUCCAAAAGCCAGUCCACGUUUGUCUAGAGCCAGCAUCUUCAUCACUCAGAUACUACAGUUUGUCAGCAGGGUGGAUAACAAGUAUAAGCGAAUGAACAGCAGUGAGCGGGUUCGAAUCAUCAACUCGGGAAACUCCACGCUGCCCAGACAAGGCUUUGAGACCCUCAGACCAGACGACGCUGCAGAGCCAGACGGUGAUCUGAGCAGGGGUUUGAACCUGAUUCCCUACAGUCCCGUCACUCUGCAGCGGACCCAGAGGAGGAGACCGGUCCUUUUCACUCCCACUGCCCUGGCCAAGACCAUCAUUCAGAAAAUCCUCAACAUGGGCGGAGCCAUGGACUUCAAUAUCUGCAAACCAGAUAUUCUGACCAAGGAGGAGUUCCAUCUGAAACAGAACGUGGAGCCCUUCAUUCACUACAGAGAGAAACAGGCCACAUUCGAAUGUAUCACCAGAGAAAACAUAGAGGCUGUCGCUGCCAAGGGAAAGCACUGUCUGCUGGAGGCCGAGCUGAGCUGCAUCAAAGACCUUCUGAGGAGAGAGAUCUACCCGAUCAUCAUCUACAUCAAAAUCUGUGAGAAGAAUGUCAAGAGGUUACGGAAGUUGCCUAUGCGCGUGGAGUCAGAGGAGGAGUUUGUGAAGUUGUGUCGGGCAAAGGAGAAGGAGCUGGAGGGCGUUCCGUGCCUCUACGCCAGCAUUGAGCCCGACGCCUGGACGGGCACAGAAGACCUGCUGAAGGUCAUCAAGGACAGAAUACUGGAGGAGCAGAGGAAGACCAUCUGGGUGGAACAGGACCUGCUCUAGACACACACACACACACACACGCACACACACACACAUAAACCAUGCCUCACUCAAAAAUCACACAUUGUACAUGCACAUGUGAAAGACCUUGCACAUCAUGCUCCGGUUCAUACACAUGCUUCUGCUCGGAUUCAAACAUGCACAUGUGGAUAUUCAAAAUAUUAUAAGAUAAAUGCAUUACACUUUUUUUUUGUAAACUGUGCUUUUCUUUUGAGUUAGA